AUGGGCGUUGUGUCUUCUUUUUCCUGGGUUUGUAUCCUCUCCGCGUUGGCCAGCUAUAGCCAGAAUGGUGCCCUGGCAGCUGCAGAGGAUACAGCUGCCCUCGCCGUUGAUACGGUAUUGAACCAAACAUUACUCUGGGGCCCUUAUCGCCCUAAUUUAUAUUUUGGGGUGCGCCCACGGAUUCCAAAGAGCUUGCUUAUGGGCUUAUUAUGGGCGAAGGUCGACGAUUACAGCACCGCUCAGGAUAACUUUAGACAUACUUGUGAGCAAAAUGAGGGGAUGGAGGGCUACGGUUGGGAGGAGUAUGACAUUCGGAAAGGCGGUAGACAGACAAUACACGAUUCCCGCAAUACGAUCGACCUUACUAUUGACUUUAUUAAAGUCCCCGGGGGCGACAAUGGCGGCAGUUGGGGUGCUCGCAUCAAGGGUGUGCCUCGCCCUGAUGCGGCCCCUGAUCAGCCUUCGACGGUGAUAUUCUAUGCUGGCAUGGAAGGUAUGGGAAACCUGGGACUAAGCAACGAACCCAACGAACUAGGAUAUGAAGGAGAUGUCAGACUUGCUGGAAAGACGAUGAGUCUUGGAGAUUUUACCAUCGACAUCACUCGUGGACCAGAUACCAACGCCUAUCCGGAGAGAGUGCAUCCAAGCUAUGACGAGAAGCCACUGGACAGGACAAUCGUGUCAAGCAUGAAUGUAAGGCCAGAGGCGCUUUGGCAAGGGAAGACUAUACUCUUCACGCAGAUGAAGCAAGCUAUUGAUGCUAUGUUGCAGAAGUUUGGAGACAAAAAUCCACCGCCUCCACCAGCGUUGUUUACUCUUCCAAACGCCCAGCAGGGGGACAAUAUUCACUAUGUACAGAAAGUCUUCCGUGGAGCCUUUGAGUUUGAUAUCUUAUUCUCGUCAGGGACUGCAGAAAAGCCACUAACCCCUUCAACCAUCACGGAGCAGAUCAAAGAUGUAUCUGCCUCAUUUUCGCAAAAGUUUGAGGAGAUAUUCAAACCACUUGCUCCAUUCAACACGCCUGAAUACUUGAAGUUUUCUAAGGCAAUGCUUUCAAACUUGGUAGGCGGGAUUGGCUACUUUUAUGGAGAUUCAAUCGUCGACCGGACUCAUGCACCGGAAUACGAUGAAGAGAGCGAAGGAUUCUGGGAGGACGCAGCUGAAGCACGAGCCCGCGCACAGCUUACUCCCACCGAUCCUUCUGAACUAUUUACUUCAAUUCCCUCACGACCGUUUUUCCCUAGAGGCUUCUUGUGGGAUGAGGGCUUUCACCUAUUGCCGGUAAUAGAAUGGGAUCUUGACUUGACGCUUCAAAUUGUCAAGAGCUGGUUAAAUCUUAUGGAUGAAGACGGAUGGAUCGCGAGAGAACAAAUUCUCGGGCCAGAAGCAAGAAGCAAAGUCCCACACGAAUUCCAGACACAGUACCCACACUAUGCCAACCCACCAACAUUGUUCCUUGUUCUCACAGAAUUCAUGAACAAGGCCGCCUUAGGAAAGUCGUCUGAUCUUCAUGGCUCUAACUCUAAUUAUUCUGAUAACAAGGAGCUCAGUAAAUCAUUCCUUCGUUCCAUCUACCCUCUCCUUCGUCGGCAUUACUUUUGGUUUAGGAAAACUCAAUGGGGUGAUCUUAAAUCUUACGAGAGAGAAUCUUUUUCCACUAAAGAAGGAUAUCGAUGGAGAGGGCGUACGGUUGAACAUAUUCUCACAUCAGGGCUGGAUGACUACCCCAGGCCUCAACCACCUCAUCCCGGCGAGCUUCACGUUGACCUCAUAAGCUGGAUGGGCAUGAUGACCAGAUCUUUGCGAGGCAUUGCAGAAACAUUGGAAGAGACGGCCGAUGUAGAGGAGUACACAAAAUACGAAAUCGCCAUUCUCAGGAACGUUGAUGAUCUCCACUGGGACAAGGACGCAAACACUUACUGUGAUGCCACCAUUGACGAUUAUGAAGAAAGUGUACAUGUGUGCCACAAGGGAUACAUCUCAAUUUUCCCUUUCAUGACUGGGCUUAUGGACGCUAAUCACCCUAGACUUGGGGAUAUUCUAAACCUCAUUCAAGAUCCGGAUGAAUUGUGGAGUGACUACGGCAUACGAAGUCUUAGCAAGAAGGAUGAGUUCUUUGGAACGGGAGAGAAUUAUUGGAAGGGCCCUAUUUGGAUCAAUAUGAAUUAUUUGGUUAUCAAGAAUCUGUUGAGUAUUGCUCAGGUUCCAGGCCCUUAUCAGGACCAAGCCCGUGAGAUGUACACAAAACUACGCAGGAACGUAGUUGACAAUGUGUUCAAGGAGUGGAAGAGGACUGGUUUCGCCUGGGAACAAUACAAUCCUGAUACCGGCAAAGGCCAACGGACCCAACACUUCACUGGCUGGACUAGUCUGGUGGUGAAGAUGAUGGUUAUGCCUGAUCUGAACGCCAAACCGAGCGCGAAGGAUGAACUGUAG
Molecule: messenger RNA, 2436 nt
Organism: Microsporum canis CBS 113480
Lineage: Eukaryota; Fungi; Ascomycota; Eurotiomycetes; Onygenales; Arthrodermataceae
Product: glucosidase I
Exons: 7
Coding region: 1-2436 (811 amino acids)
Biological process (GO): protein N-linked glycosylation; oligosaccharide metabolic process
Cellular component (GO): endoplasmic reticulum membrane
Molecular function (GO): Glc3Man9GlcNAc2 oligosaccharide glucosidase activity
Source: RefSeq, a predicted model, not a curated record